CGAAUAUGGAAAGGAGAGGGAGAAAACCAAGAUGUCCUCUAAUGUCCUCCAACCACACCCACACACAAUAUGGGGUUUUAUUUAAUUUCUUUUUCCUAUAUUCAGAGCCUCAAAAAUAUAUCUCAAUAUCCCUUCUGGCUUUCCACAUUCUCUCCUUUUUUAUCCCUCUUAAUAAAACGGACCAAUUUUUUCUCUAGCCUCAGCAUGUUAAUAACAGUGUGUAUAUAUAUGGAAAACCUUAAAGAUUUAAUUUUUUGAUGUGGUUAUGCGUUUUCUUGAAAUUUCUUGGCUGUUUUCAUUGGUGGGUAUGUGCUACUGAAUAGAGAUGAAAAGGUCUAUAGAGGGUUUCAAUCAACUAAAUACUGCUGAUGAAGUAGCCAAGGCAAAGCUCAAGCAGAAACAUCUGUUAAAUGAGUUCUUGGAACUGCAAAAGGAAUUUGUCUCCAAGAAGAGGAAGUUGCAGGCUGCAAAGCAGAGGAGAGAUAUCAUUUUGGGUGAAAUCCUAUUUUUAAAGCUAAGGCGUAGGUAUUUGUUGAAAAACCAAUCUUCCCAUGUUGAUAGUGAAAGAUGUAUUCCACAUAUGAAAAACUUCGAUGCUGAGAGUGAAGUCCCUGCUGAAAAACGAUCCAACCGUGCCUACGAUGCAGCAAUAGAAACGGGUCAUCCUGCAUUUACGUCGAAGUUCAAUUCGGUAACAUACUAUGGUUAAGAUAUGUCGAAUAUUUAAACUUAGAGUUGUUGACAAGAGGGGUUGCUCUGAUGGUAAGCAACCUCCACUUCCAACCAAGAGGUUGUGAGUUCGAGUCACCCCAAGAGCAAGGUGGGGAGUUUUUGGAGGGAAAGGAUGCCGAGGGUCUAUUGGAAAUAGCUUCUCUACCUCAUGGUAGGGGUAAGGUCUGCGUACACUCUAGGAGAUGACAAAGUGCUAGCAGGUAGAAAUGUGUUGAGAUUGGAGUGUGUGACUGUGUGCCAAUAUUGAUGACAAUGGAGUUACUUUAAAGGUCUAAAAUUUUGAAACAUAUUACUUUCAGGAGAGUGAUCUUCAUAAGAUUGUGGAUAAGUCAUUCUUCAUCUCAUUGAGUAGUUAUUUUUUUAUUUUCCUCAGUUUUUCCCUGGGUGAAACAGUUGUACCUGUGGAUAAUUUAUCAUAUGAAUUUUGUUUUAGUAAUUUGCAGUACUAUAGUUUGAGGA
Molecule: messenger RNA, 1191 nt
Organism: Nicotiana tabacum (common tobacco)
Lineage: Eukaryota; Viridiplantae; Streptophyta; Magnoliopsida; Solanales; Solanaceae
Source: RefSeq, a predicted model, not a curated record